Messenger RNA from Morchella sextelata, 2394 nucleotides. RefSeq lists its product as uncharacterized. Bases 1 to 2394 code for a protein of 797 amino acids. The record is from RefSeq and is a predicted model, not a curated record. The transcript is spliced from 3 exons. Gene Ontology annotation, biological process: RNA processing. Gene Ontology annotation, molecular function: RNA binding. Lineage: Eukaryota; Fungi; Ascomycota; Pezizomycetes; Pezizales; Morchellaceae. Gene Ontology annotation, cellular component: nucleus.
AUGUCCGACCACGACCCCUUCCCCAACGUCAAGGACAAGCUCACCGCGCCCACCAAGAAAUCCGCCUUCGAAAAGUCCCGCCUGGAGGCCGAAGCCAAGCGCCUGCGCGAAGAAGCCGAGACCGCCGCUGUGCUGAAGGACUUUGUCGCCUCGUUCGACGAGCCCGAGCCGCCCCUGCCGCCGCCCUCUUCUUCGCGCGGCGGCUCUUUCCGGGGCGGCGCGAGGGGGGGUGGGGGUGGGGGUGGGGGUGGGAUUGGGAUUGGGAGGCGGCACUUCACUGCGCAGCCGCCGCCGGCGGUGCAGAGGAAGCGGAAUCUGGAGGCGGCGUUUGAGCGCGAUGGAGAGGAGGCGGGGGUGUUUGGCGGCGUGGGGGGAUUGGGGGAGAGGGAGAAGAGGAGGCUGCGCGAGGGGAAUGUGGGGCUGUUGGCGUUUGAGAAUUCGGUGGGCGGUGCGAAGGAUGAUGAUGAUGAUGAUGAUAGUGAUUCCGAGACGUCAAAGCCACACCCGAAACCUACGCUCUCGCUCACGUCGCUGCCGCCCUCCACCACAAAGCCAAUCCUGACCGCGCUCUUCGCGUCCACACCGCUGCGCAUCGACUCGAUCCGCAUCAUCCCCGCCCCGCCGCCGCCCGGCCCCAGCCAGCCCUCCCCCAGCAUACGCAAAGCCGCCUCCGCGCUCAUCACGCUCUCCCCCGAGACGCCCAGCUCCGACAUCGACGCCGCCGUAACCUCCCUCAACGGGCGCUACCUCGGCACCGGCUUCUGGCUCACCAUCAGCCGGCACCUCCCCUCGACCAUCAGCACAACCACGCCCCUCCCCCUCCCCACGCCCACCAUCGCCCCCUUCAACGCCACGGCCCCCACCCCCUCCACCUCCUCCCACCGCCACCGCCCUCCCCCGCCCCACCGCGGCGGCUUCGCACCCCCGGCAAACUACCGAGCACCCGCAUCCACCACCCCGACAACAGCGUCGCUGCAGGUCCAUGUAACGCCCCCCAACGACAUCCGCCAGCUCCGCCUCAUCCACAAGACCCUCGAGUCCCUCAUCACCCACGGCCCCGCCUUCGAGGCGCUGCUCAUGGCCUCCAACGACGUCCGUAGCGACCCGCGCUUUGCAUGGCUGUGGGAUGCGCGCUCCCCCGCGGGUGUCUAUUACCGCUGGAAGCUGUGGUCGCUGAUCACUGGCCAGCACCGCCCGCCCCCCGCUAUCGAGGUGUUUGAGCCUACGCCGGCGCUCGCGGCGCUGUGGAUACCGCCCAAGAGGGCGCUGCGGUAUGAGUUUGCGGGGGCUAUGCGCGAUGUGAGGGAGGACAGCGACUUUAGCUCCGAGGAGCUCCUGGACGACGAGGAAGAUGAGGGCGUGGCGGGUGCGGAGGGGGUGGAGAAGAGGGGGUAUCUGGGUGUGCUCGGCAGGGCGAAGCUCGUGCACCUUGUAGCGAGAGUGCCGACGCAGACGAUGAAGGUACGGCGCGGAGACGUGGGGCGGGUGAUGGCGUUCGCGAUGGAGCAUGCCGAGGGCGGUAUGGGGGAGGAGGUUGUAGACGUGCUAGUAGGCAACGUGUUGCGGCCUCUCGCCUUCACGCGUGCUGCCAAAGGCGAAGAUGACGACGAGGAGGAGAAAGAUAAGGAGGAGGGGGAGAAGGGAGCAGAGGAGACGCAUGCGGCCAAGAUCGUGGCGCUGUGGAUCAUCUCGGACGUGCUCAGCAAUAGCUCGCUGGGGAUCCGGAAUGCCUGGCGGUAUCGCCAGCUGUUUGAUGUGGCGCUGAGGGAGAGGGGCGUGUUUGCGCAUUUGGGGGAGGUGUAUAGGACCCCUGGGUGGGGGAGGAUGAAGGCGGAGAAGUUUAGGAGGGGCGUGGUGGAGGGGGUGCUGGAGUGGUGGGAGAAAUGGUGCAUAUUCCCGCAAACCACGCAAGACGCCUUCCUCACCUCCUUCCUCACCCCCCCCACCACCAGCACCGCCAGCACCACCCCCUCCACCAACCCCCCCACCACCGCCCCCACCACCUCCUCCCCCGCCCCCACCGCCGCCCCCAAAAGCAAGUGGAAAACCGUCGAGACCACCCCCUCCUCCUUCAACCCGCUCACCGCCGACAUGCCCGCCUCCCCCACAUCCGACAUCGACGGCGAGCCCAUGGACGACGACGACGACGACGACGACGUGGACGGCGAGCCCAUGCUUGACGACGACGACGACGACAACGACGGCGAGCCCAUGCAGGAGGAGGAGGAGGAGGAGGAGGAGGAGGACGACGGCGAUAGGGAUGUCAAGGAGAUGUUUGAUGAUGGCGCGGCGGUUAAGCCCUCUGCGGGAGGGUUGGGAGCGGUGGGGGGUGGGGUGGGAGGGGCCGUGAGGAAGAGGAUGAGGGCUGAGGAUAUGUUUGCGGAUGAAGAGUAG